CUGGGAAAUAUUUUUUCGGAUAUUUCUCUUCACCUUUUGUUCCUGAAGGAACAUUUCCCUUUCAAAAGGAAAAGCAUUUAGAUGCAGGAGGAAGAGGAACAGAGAGCUCAUCCUAGAUAGCGCAUGAUGAAGUUUGGAAGGAGGUACCAGCUUUGGAAAAUAUAAGAUUCAAUACGUCUACUGAUGGGAAAGUGUAGCCGAGUUGUGACCAUCUCUGCUUUGACAUGCCUCUCUCAGAUUCCUCAGGUGACACUGCAGGACAGCUGUUCAGAUGCUGACCAGUGCUCAGACACAAAAUGGCUCCAUCUCUGGUACAUUUGGCUUGUGGUUGUGAUUGGUGGACUCCUCCUCCUCUGUGGCCUUGUCUCUGUUUGUGUGAGGUGUUGCUGCCUUAACUGCCAUCCAGUAGGGGAAGACACCAGCUCCCAGCCAUAUGAAGUCACAGUCAUCGCAUUUGAUCAUGACAGCACCCUUCACAGCACCAUCACUUCUUUUCAUUCAGUGUUUGGCCCAGCUGCUAGGAGAGUACUUGCAGUAGCUCAUUCUCACAGUGUUGUGCCAGCAAUACAUGCUGAAAUGGAGACACCCCCCAUUCAUGAGGAGGCUGUACACAUGAGUAGAUUUACAGUGGCUAGAAGUGGAGAACAAGCUCCAGAUUUCGAAUCAGUCCCAGAGGAGAAACAGACUGUGGAUGCUAAGAAUGAAGAUCCAUGAGCAAAUCACUUGUGAAGCCAAGACUUCUGAGCCAAACCAUCAAGUACUGCCAAGAGAGAUUCAGAAAUGUACACUAAUCCUCUGAUAAGUAAAUCUACUUCAGAUUGUUCUCCUUUAAUAGUAAAGAAAGGGUGUCACUUUAUUUUCAAAUUCCAUAAAUCCCAAACUGUAUAAUGCAAGACAUAAAUUGCAUACAACUUGCUACAUACAUGUUUGUGGCAAGUAUCCAAGAGCAGAGAUUUUACUAGGGUUAUGCAUGUACACACCCCCCCCAUUUGAUUUGUAAAUACAGAUCAGACCCAAUCUGGUUUGGACAGAUUCAGACCCGAUCUUACCUGAUUUGGAUCUGAAUCCAGAUCACAAUCCAGAUGUUACAUUAUCUCUUGAAAUCCCAUUGAUUUACAUUACAAAACUGAAACAGCCAUAAUUUUCUUGUCAGGCUCAAAUUCUUGGUGAUAUCUUGGGAUAUUUCUAGCCAGAUUUGUAAUAGAUAUAUUGCUGGACAUCUGAGGUGAGAUCUAGUUAGAAAUGGUGCUGGGCUAAAAUUCUGUGUUUUCGGUGAGACAGAAUAAUUUUCAAUAGGUGACCAUUCCUGGCACAUUUUGGAUCCUGUGUUGGAACAGCAUGUGAGGCAAGGGUGCAGUCUAGAAAUAUCCAUUUUAGUUCUACUAAGAUUCACUGACAUUAUUUGGAGUGGGACCCCACUCUUUCAUAAUAGCUUUAGAAUGAUAAUAUAGUUACUAAUAGCUUUAGAACUACAAAGACUUGGUUCAAAUUCCUUGUUUGGCCCAUCCUUAUUUCUUAUUAGUUAGUGGGGAUGAAUAGUGACUGUUUUUUGUUGUGGGCCUAUGUGAGAAGCCUAUGUUUGUGUGCUCCACCUAUUUAUUACAAUAGGCUUGAUCUGGACAACCUCUCAAUGCAUUUUGCCUAAAUAAGAAAAAGGGGAGAAGGAAGAAAUUGUUCAUAUGCUUCAGCUGUUGAUUUUAGUUUUUUUCAGUCCUGCAGACUACUUGUAUCUACUUACCUGGAAGUAGAUGCGUUAUUCUCCCAGCUGUCAAUUAAUGGUAGGCUUUUCGACUUCACUGUACUUGAAUGAUCAUGGAUUACUUAUGUAGGAAUUCUGCAAAAACUGGCAAAUUUUGUUUCAGCUAUGAAAUACUACAGAAGUUGUACAGUGACGGGACCAUGAUCUUGUAACAAUAGUGCCACAAUCUUCCUGCUCCCAAGUGUUAUACCAUUUUUUGUAUCAGCCAGUUCUGUGAGGUAAAAAUUCAGAUAUGAGAAGGAAGAUAUUGUGUGUGGUAAAAAUUCAUUUGAACAUUGUCUUAUUGGCUAGGUAGUAUUAAUAAAGAUAAUUUCACUAUUAAAACAGGCAUAGUUUUGUUUUCCUUUAAUUUU
Molecule: messenger RNA, 2112 nt
Organism: Rhineura floridana
Lineage: Eukaryota; Metazoa; Chordata; Lepidosauria; Squamata; Rhineuridae
Gene: TMEM52B
Product: transmembrane protein 52B
Exons: 6
Coding region: 184-714 (176 amino acids)
Source: RefSeq, a predicted model, not a curated record